Messenger RNA from Polyodon spathula (Mississippi paddlefish), 2068 nucleotides. RefSeq names its product TLR adapter interacting with SLC15A4 on the lysosome-like. The transcript has 4 exons. Gene Ontology annotation, biological process: regulation of toll-like receptor signaling pathway. Bases 286 to 1230 code for a protein of 314 amino acids. The record is from RefSeq and is a predicted model, not a curated record. NCBI's taxonomy places the organism in Eukaryota, Metazoa, Chordata, Actinopteri, Acipenseriformes, Polyodontidae.
UUGAUCUGAAUUAUGAUCAGGGCUGUGCUAGCUGGUCAGGUUUGAUUAUAUGUAAGAAGGAUUUUACAGUUUCAGCUCUGUAAUGUUCAUCUCGGAAGAAAAUACUAGUACACAAUGUGAAUAUUUUUUGUUUAUUUUCAGAUGCGGUCUAACACAUGAAAUAAGGGAAUUCUGUUAUAUACUAUGACAUGGAAAUGAUCUGUAAAGACUUAAAAGCCAGUCUACAGAAAGAAGAACCAUUCAUUUAAAUUGACAGAUAAUUGAUUGAUCCGAGCACGGCUUGCCAUGCUAGCAGAGGGCUUCAUCAGGGUGCUUGGAUACCAGGACAGCAGGUACACAUCCACUCCCAUGAGCCUCCACUGUCAGGAUGGAGGGAAGAACCAGCAGGAUGCACUGAUAAGAGACUUUGCAUUAGCGGAGUUCCCAGCAUCUACUGAAGCAACACAAGCAGAGAAAAAUGCAGAGCUUCCUCCGGCACAGAAGUCCACUGAUUCCCUUAAGCAGCCCUCUCCACUAACUCAAUGGCGGCAGUUUCCACCUUACAAACAGAAAGUGUCCUGCGCUCAUCCUAUUCCUGCCAGUCCCCAAGACAGCUACAAUGGACUAGAGCUUUACCGUUCCUGGUCUUGCACAAGUAUCUGCAAGAACUAUCCGGACCUCCAGAUCCGAGGGGAUCACGUUGGGAACGUCAGCUCUGUUGGUUCUGGAUUAGCCAUCAAGGAAUAUGAGUAUGAGACCUGUAAUGGACCUCUUUUGCAAUCUGGAGACCUGGAAGAUCUGGAGCUGGAACAUUCCACUCCAAACCACCAGGAGGAUGAGCUGUACCGAGAUGAACCAUCGGAUGAAGGCUACUUAGUUCUGGACCGCAGCAUUACUUUGCAGCAGGAGCCCCUCUCCAACUCCAUGCUCAACAGCUAUCUGGAGAAGAAGGUACUGGAGGUCUACAAGCAGUACCUGGAGGAGAGUUUGACCAAGUGUGCCUCCCCCAGUCAUACGUUGGCCCAUAGCUUUGUCAUGCAGAAUGUCAACCACAUCAGCAUGCUGAUCUCUCAGGAGAAGAAGAUGGAAACCUCCAAGGUUCGGAGCAUGGUCCUUAACUACCUGUUCAGCGCCUUCAGCGGGAACAGCUCUGAGUUCAGCACGCCCAAUCUGCACUUCUCAAACCUGGAGCAGAAGAGAUAUCCAGAGCCCUCCAAGAAAAAUACCACGAUUAGCCAUCAAGCCUUGUAGAAAUUGAAAUUAACAAUACUUCCCACACAUUGCAGAAGUGGAUCUCAAUCCCACCACUGAAGAACAAUUUGAAAAAUACCAGUGCAUUACAGAGACAGAAACAGCAGAAAAAUUCAGAGACAACAGUAUUAGCAUAAAUGGCAACUCAGUAAAUUAAGAGCAAAUAUUGCAUAGCGGUCCUGACAUGGCAACAUGAUGUUAGACCCAGUGAUAAGUGACCAGUGCGAAUUGAUUGGCACAGGAACACUGGCAUGCCAAAAUAUAUAGAAAUGUUAACAUUGCUUUCCAGUGUACAUAACAAAAUUUAACACAACAUCUCAACAAACAAGCGCAUCUAUUUCAAAGAUUCUGAUAUAUUUCUCAUGCUACAAUUAUUCAGUAGCUGCUAAAAAAGAGGCAAAUGCUACAAGAUUAUUGUAGGGGGCAAAAUAAGGACUAGGGUUGAGAAACACUGCUGUACCUAUUUAAGCAAAUUGCACAAUUACUAUAAUGAUUUUAAACCCUCUGUGUGAAAUGUAGAGAAUCCCAUUAUACUUAUUCCAGAAUUCAGUUAUUAUCAGAAAAUUCAGUUGCAGGUAAUUCUGAGUAAAAUUGUUGAUGUGGUAAAGUGUUAAGAAAAUCAAAUUAACUUCUAUAUACUCCUGUGAAGCAUGCAUUUAGUACGGUAUUUGUAAAAGUCUUUAUAAAGUUAAUUGUUUUAAAAUUCUACAGGUGAAGCACAUCCGUAUGUUGGUUUUAUCUGCGAACUGUAUUUUAAAAUUGUCUAUUCCUUUUUUUUUUUGUGGCUGUACAUUUUCAGUGCUUGCUUCUAUGAUCUUAUUAAAAUUUAAACUAUGUU